AUGGUGAGGAGGGAUGGGAAACAGGUAAAGGAGGAAUGUGCACUUCCCGUGCAGUGGGACCCCGCAUAUACCCUGCUACUCGCCAACCUCGCGCACCAAUUGGGCCUGAGGGACGUCCUCGCGUUCGCCCUUUACAUCUGCUGCAACCAGGACGCUUCCAACAUCGUGCAAGGCUUCACCCUCAGCGACGGCACCCACACACGGCUCUCAGACGACCUUGUCGCCAAGCUUAUAAACGGCAAGGCCCAACUCGCCGCCUGGUCCGGCAACUAUGUCUGGACGAUGAACGCCGAGCCGAUGGGUUCUUCCCUCUGCGUCCGAGGGCUCGCUCUCGACGGCUGCUGGGCGGACUUCGAGUUCAUGCCCGAAAGCAGACUGAGCACAAACAAGGUGCAUCCCAUCGAAGCCGCCGACGAGUGGAGGAGACACUGUCUUGAACAGAGUCUGUGUGGGCAUUGUGUACGCUGGGUCGAGGACGAACAUGCGAGGAUCAUCGAGACUCUUCUAGUCACCGUCAUUCCUGAAUGCUUUUGUCUGCUGUAAGAAUACAUACA
Molecule: messenger RNA, 554 nt
Organism: Phanerochaete carnosa HHB-10118-sp
Lineage: Eukaryota; Fungi; Basidiomycota; Agaricomycetes; Polyporales; Phanerochaetaceae
Exons: 1
Coding region: 1-543 (180 amino acids)
Source: RefSeq, a predicted model, not a curated record